AUGUCUGUAGCUGGACUUCGGUGCCAGCCCAGGACAGGAGGCCUGAAACUUUACGAGGAUGCUAUCAGAUCUACGAAAAAGACGGAUACCACAUCGGCAGUUUCAAGCGCCGAAGACGUUGACUCAUCGGACCAUCUGGCCGAUGAGGAACCUCAUACCGAGCCUGCGGAUGAGGAAGAUGAGACUCCCAGUGAUGAAGCCGAGAGCGCGGCCGAGAAGGCAAGCAUUUCCACCGGCAAGGGGCAAGGCUUGACCAAAUCCAAGCUGAAGGGUCUCAAGAGAUCCAAGAAACGCAGUGUCUUGUCCAUGUCAUACAAGAGUGGACUUCACGAUGAAGCCUUCGAACUGGUACCCCUGACCGCACCCGGAGGGCUACGCUCCUUCGUGGAGAAAAUGCGGGAGGUUGUGUUCGCCCGUGCCACUGAAGAAGCCAGAGAGCUCUUCCGAGCUGGACAGAAGCCAGGAGUGCUAUCCAGACAGUCCGGGGAAUCCAUGUUGUCGUACGUCUCCAGACGACGACGAUGGUGGAAACUACUCCGCGCGUUGGACACCAGCAUCGAGCUUUCGGAGCCGACGCGCGUCGAGCUUAUGCUAGAACUGUCCGGGUCAUCUCGCCAAGAAGCCCUAGUCGUGAAAGCUUGCGCCGAAGACUCCGAAAGCUUCGACAGCGUUGCCACAAUUCCUGUGGACCGCUACGCAGGGCUCCAUCUCCGAGAGGGUAGGGCCCUCAGAGGACAAAAUGCCAAUCCUCGACCUGGCUUUCGCUACGCCGGGAAGGGUAGCAAGUCAAAGGGCAAGUCCAAGGGCGUUACCCGACGAGCUUACGCAGCCGUCGAGGAAGGCAAUGAGGAUGACGAAGACUCGUGGUAUGAUGAGUCUUGGGAAGGUUAUCCAUUGGAGGCCUAUCUAGCAGCGUCCUAUGACGACGACGAGGACGACCCUGAAUUGCUACCUGAUGAGGAGCAAGAAUACGAAGAGUUCGAACUCGAUGAGCGCAAGGACAUCGCUCUGAACUUUAUUGAGGAGUUGGAUGAUACCGCAGAUGCGGGUCACGCCAUCCAACUGCAGCUCGCUGCCCGCGCGAAGAGAAGUGCCUUCGCUGUGGAGGCACCUGCCACUGGGCCGGUGACCCAGAAUGCAAAUCCCCACAAAGUCGCGAGGAGGCGGCUGCAAGUUGCGCCGAUUUCGGUCGCGCUGCUGAUGCACCUUGCCCGGGGUGAGGUGGCAAGGGCUGGCGUUCGUUCACCAAAAAAAUGGUGCGCGAAUGUGCGCGAACUGGCUGCUGCCACUACACGCAGCCCUUCCGAAUCGUUGCCUUGGAGAAGUGCAACGUGA
Symbiodinium pilosum is the source of this 1335-nucleotide messenger RNA. NCBI's taxonomy places the organism in Eukaryota, Dinophyceae, Suessiales, Symbiodiniaceae. The record is from the annotation of a GenBank genome assembly.